UGCCAGAAACUAUUUGACCAUAGACAACAUGUGACAGUUGUUUGAAAAAAACAGGUGACAAAAACCGAGCGCAAAUUACAAAAAAUCACUGAAUUUAUUUUUCCUUGAAAUAUCCAAAAGUGCAACGAUGAACAUUUGUUUACAUUAGGAGUGUACAGUUUCGAUUGAACUCUAAAUAAUGAGUGUGUAUUUUCUGUAUUCAACCUUUAUUGUUUGAUAACAAGGAUGUAUACAUUGAAGGGAAUAUUUCCCGAACCCAAAAAAGAACAUAAAAAGAAUUUCAUCAGGGAAAACAUGAAACAACUGAAGUUUAUUCAGGGGAAGUCCCCAAAAGAGCCAAAGUUCACACUGAAGAGCGUCCACCCGCCGCGGCUGGCCAGUGGCGUGGCUGCUGGCAACUCCUUAGGCCAAGUCAAGUCGUCGCCGUCCAACAAAAGCGGGAAAGUUUCUCUAAACGUUGGCAAAACCAGUUCUACUAACUCUCGUAAGAAAUAUGCAGAUGUAAGAAUAAAAAAAGGUGACAUGGCAGAGUUUUUAAAAAGAAAAGAACUGAGACAAGCGAAACCAGCGGAAGAAUCAGAAAAUGAGGAAGUUAAGUCGUCAGAAUCAUCUGGUCGCCUUCGUGACAUUGGUUGCCAGACUGUCGAGUCCAACCUUGCUCAGAAGCUAGCUGACAGUGCCAAGUUGACGAUGCUAUAUCCAAAAAAAGAAGGAGACCAAGAUUUGGAGGCCAAAAUGAAGGCAAGCGGAGACACCGGGCUGCACAGGAGUUCUCCCUCUUCACAUUCACCUCGACGAACAAGUGAAGAUACUAUGGAAAUGGAGAGGAAUCGCAGUAGGCUUAAUGCCAUCUUAGAAAGGAAAGACAACAAAGAUCCUUAUUUACCAUCAGGCUAUCAAAAAGGUGUGUUGCCUAAGUAUUUGCGGGACCGCAAGGACCAGAUCCCAAAGGAGGCUGAAGGGGCAAAAGCUGAUGAUGAUCAAGCUGUAUGCCCACCCGGCCAUGUGACAUUACCAGACACAGAAAGAAAGGAGACAUUGCGCAUGCUAAGAAAUAGUUUUGCCGAGUUAGUAAGCGAACUAAACAAAAUGCCAGUUAAGACUGACACAUUGAGGAUGCGGAAUAGGAAAAUGGAGCUUGAAAAGCAACUCGCCAAGCUUGAGGAAGGCAUCAAAGUCUUCUCUAGACCUAAGGUUUUUGUCAAGAUAGGAGAAUGAAGUUAUUUUAGUCAAACCUGGGCACAUGCCUGGGGUAGUUGUAUUACGUCCAGUAUAUUACAUCUAAAUUCAAAGUUGACAAUGCUGGCAUACAAUUCAUAAAUUCUUGUGAUCUCCAUAUGAGUAAGUUAAUUUCUUGUAUGUUAGUUUAAUUUAAUGUUGUAUGUUAUGUACUGAAUUGUUGUAAUUAAUAUAAUGGUAUAUUUUGUAUGGUU
Ostrinia furnacalis (Asian corn borer) is the source of this 1433-nucleotide messenger RNA. RefSeq names its product enkurin domain-containing protein 1. The record is from RefSeq and is a predicted model, not a curated record. The coding region runs from base 226 to 1218 and encodes 330 amino acids. The transcript is spliced from 4 exons. Lineage: Eukaryota; Metazoa; Arthropoda; Insecta; Lepidoptera; Crambidae. Gene Ontology annotation, cellular component: cytoplasmic microtubule.